Molecule: messenger RNA, 1917 nt
Organism: Fusarium sp. VM40
Lineage: Eukaryota; Fungi; Ascomycota; Sordariomycetes; Hypocreales; Nectriaceae
Source: the annotation of a GenBank genome assembly
AUGUCUUCCCGCGACGAUGCGUCUCACGGCGCAUCGCCCCCCUCUUACGAACCUCAAUCUUCGAAUAGUGGUGCACCUCCGACAUAUGCCACCUUCUCUCCCGUAACCCUCUCCGCAAACACACCAUCCCGAUCAUCCCGUCGAUCGACUAUUCUCGUCCAUCAAAAGAGCCCCCUGCUCCUCGCUACUCCGCCCCAGAUCACUCGCGCCCUCGCCUACAGUCAUCCCUUCCUCCUCCCGCUGAAUACACUCGCUGGGCUUCUCACAUGGAGUACCGGAGACCCUUGGCAGAGUUUCUUGCUAUUGUGCCUCUAUUGGGCGGUUGUUCUGUAUGGCGAUGUAGUAAUAACGUGGGCUGGGCCUGUCUUGGUCGGCGUGGCACUCAUUGCUGGCAUGUACGGUCGGAGAUACAGUCCCCUCAGUAGUAGUGGGUGGACUGAGACCAGAGGUCAGAAUGCGGGUGCCAAGGGAGCAAACCAAAACCCCGGCGAGAGCAGCCAGCAGAACGGAAAAGCAAACGCUGGCGAGAAACAGUCGAAACAUACUAGGGGAAACUCGGAGGUUACCAAUACCAAACACCAAAAGACACUGGACGAGAUCGUCGAGACUCUUAAACAGCUUACAGGGAGAUGCAAUGUUCUUAUGGAGCCCUUACUCGAAAUGACGGAUUUCCUAAGCACUCAGACGACCCCAACCAGUGCCACCACGCGCCCAGCGCUGACUGUCAUCUUCAUGCGACUGCUUAUUAUCACGCCUAUUUGGAUCGCGCUUACUGUUCCUCCAUGGAGGGUUGUCACCACGAGACGUGUAAUGCUAAUGGCCGGGACGAUCAUCUUGACUUGGCAUGCAAGGGUCAUGCGAGUAUCGCGGGCCAUUCUUUGGAGAAGCUCCACAGUUCGAAGACUUUCAACCGGCAUUACCGGGCUACAGUUCAAUACCCCUGAACAACCAUUCAAGAAAGAUUUGCAAAAGGCUGCUAAGAAAGGCUCGGAUCGUGUUCAGCAGCAGGAUUCGGAACUUACAAAAGCUCUUACCAAGGCGACAAGUUUCCAGACCAACCAUGGACGAAGACACGGCACCGGGAAGACUGCAGGUGUUAAGUUUACGUUCAUCAUUUACGAGAACCAAAGACGGUGGGUCGGUUUGGGAUGGACGAAUAAUCUAUUCGCAUACGAAAGAGCUGCUUGGACGGAUGAUCACAGUCAUUCGGUGCCAGCCAAAGACGACUUUGAGUUGCCAGAGGUGGAAGACGGAAGCCGUAUGGUGUGGAGAUGGGUUCCUGGAAGUCGCUGGCGUGUUGAUGGUGUACCAGAUGAGCACGGCCCUGUAGACUAUGAAGGGAAGGAGGGGGUGAACGGAUGGAUCUUCUAUGAUAAUAAGUGGCAAAAUGGCCAGCGAGGCCAAGAUGGCUGGAGCCGCUGGACAAGAAGGAGAAAGUGGUAUCGCGACGCUGAGUUGGUCGAACUCGAUCAGCCUAAAGAGGACCAAGAGGGCAGCACGGAAGCCAGCAAAGAAGUCAAGGAAUCUCCUUCAGUAACAAAACUCCGGUCGCAACCAUACAACUCCAGCAACGAAACCAUGGUGCCAACACGAAGCGCGGCAGACCAGAGCCACUCCGAGGACCUCAGCAAUGAUGACGCGAGCUCCAAGGCAGCAGACGAUUCCUUGUCAGUACAUUCGACAUCCUCGAAAUCUUUCCUACGAUCACCUUUCAUGCGGAAACGAGUCACUGACCGAUCUGGAGCGGAUAACAAAGAGCGCGCCAGAAGAGACAGCAGGGCAAGUAGAACGAGCAGCUUGUACAACGACGAUGACGCCAAUGCUCUGGGUGCGGAGUUGGCCUUGGAGAUUCAGAAACAAGGUCGACCAGGAGGACAAUGGGGCAUUGGCGACGAGGCACGGAUGAGCCUUGAGUAA